Messenger RNA from Varroa destructor (honeybee mite), 3232 nucleotides. Its product is annotated as intraflagellar transport protein 27 homolog. The record is from RefSeq and is a predicted model, not a curated record. NCBI's taxonomy places the organism in Eukaryota, Metazoa, Arthropoda, Arachnida, Mesostigmata, Varroidae. Gene Ontology annotation, molecular function: GTP binding; GTPase activity.
GUGUUGCUGCUUCGCUUGUUUAGGAAAUGAUUGUUUAUUGCUUUUCUCUAGAGUUCACUUGACGUGUACAUCCAAACAAAGCUCGUUUUAUUCAAGCACGUAUAUUUAAGGCCAUGUGUAGUCAUCUUGGGCAAACGAGCCAACCGCUUCGCCUGUUUCGAACCCGAGUUGGUUUCGAAUCGCACCUUGAAGUCAGCCUCAGUAUAUAAGAUUCCUACGAAGAUACGUUUAGCAUAUGUGCUAAUUAGUGGGGCUAUGGCGAGCUCAAAAAUAAAUCAAUCUGCAAUUUUAAAAAGUCCGCAGUAUGUCACAGUCGUGUCAGGGUGACAUCUAUCACUUACAUAGCGGUUAGUCAACUCGACGAGAUGAUCAAUAGGACUAGUACGAAAAGUAGGACGUCUUCGCGGCGAACAAAUCUUUCUUUCGAACGCAGUUAAACCUCCAGAAGUGGCAGUCACCUGUCAAACGUAGUAGAAGACUUUAAGACAGGCAUCUCCUUGUGUCACUUUUGUAUCAAGCAAGGCCAUAUUUAUCGGUCGACGAUGAGUCGCACGUGACGUUAGUCCAUCAUGUAUGUACACAAACACACAUGAAAGUCGGCGUGAAUAACUGUGGCUUACCUUCCUAGCGCUCACAUGCUGACUGACAAGAUUCCAUUGGAUCCUAUCUCUCUAAUGGGAGGUCAGGAUGGUGGCAAUGUGGGCCGGUUCAAUAGUAUCGAGAUAUAGUGUUAAUAAAGUUCCUGGCCACAAGUCUUGCUCCCGGUAUAGACCCAGUUCACAUGCAGAGUAUAAAGGGCCACUGAUAUAAGCUAGUUAUUCUUUUCUCAGAUAGUCUUGUCCCUUACUGCUCAAUGGACCACAAAGCCCUGUUGGUUGUGACCUUUUUGUGGCCGUUGGGGAAAGCUAUGCUGGAAAUGAUUUACGUGCUAACUCCUGUAAUCGUGCAACAGAUCUUCACUUGGGACUAACUUCAACUUGACUGGCGAAACGCGAUAUCCGAACUGUUGUCUUCCCUAAAAGAUUUUGUUAGGUGACAGUAUACGACGGGACUGAAUGGGCACCAAUACAGUGCAAUGGACGCCCAUUUUAAAGAUAGAUGCACAUCCGAUUCUUUCAAUAGAACUUAGAAGUAUUAAGGUUAUCGAAAAGUUCUGCACUCCGAUAACAGAACGCCUCAGUAUCUAGUACAUAGUACGUGAAAACGUUGACAGGAAGAGCUUUGUUUGUGGCCAUGGGUGAGCGCCGUGGGCGAGUACUAUUCUUGGACUUAACAGAUCCAGUGGGUUACUAUAGGAACAGAACCCUACUUUAGAGCGCGCACGGAAAGCCCGAGCCUUCUCCCCCAGCAUAAUGCAUGCCGUUUAGAGUAUGACUAGUUCCGUUUAACGACAUCUCACAAAAGUUUAGUCUGUAAGAGAAAUUUUAAUAAGGGCAACAACACUAGAUGGCUCUAACUCAUUCUUUUUCAUAGCUAAACAUCCAGCUGUAACGCUUUGAUCGGCCAACCCUAACAGAAUUGUAUCUAUGAGUUUGAAGGAGUGCCCGCCGAUUGGUGUGCUAUGUGUCUGCUGACGACUUUCGCUGCUUCAUCGCUAUAGCAACGGGAGAAUUUAGGUUUAUCGUCGAGACAUAGUACAUUCGCUAGAGUAUCAUUGCAGCCUGUGACGAAGCCGCCAAUACAUCACAGCGUCACUUAUCCAAUAGUAGUGAAACAGAGAAAACUUUUGCGUGUGGUUUACAGUCACUAAAAGAGAAGUGAAUCAACUGUGUAGUUAGCUCGACUAGCUUCUAGGGUAUAAGGAAUCGCUAGACGAUAGUUUAUGAUAGCCCUAUCAUGUCGAAUACGCUGCGGGCUAACUGUGUUGUCAUCGGUAUAUUUCAGUUUGAUAUAUAAGAAAACCUAGUUAACCAAUAGCGACUGGUACGACUUAAACAAUAGUGUCCCGUCUGUAUAAAUCAUUUGAAGAUAACAUCUGAAGUAGGAAUUGUCAGGAAUUUAAUGGAAAAAGCAUUAUAUUAAACUGCACUCACAUCUAAUUACCUCUUAGUUAAUCAAACGCGAAACUUAGACAAUGGGAUAACUUUGGUAAUUAAUGUACUCUCGAACAGAGUGAAUGAUAAACUUAGUGUAAUACACGUAUAUAUAUAUAUAUAUAUAUAAGUUGAUGAUAAUCAAGUGUUUUCACUGAGACUAAAGACUAGACAUCACAAACGAUACUUUUUGGAUUUUCUUUGCGUGAACGCGUGAUCUCGCUCUUUUAACGUCAGUCCACAAGCUUUGCCAUGUUGCGUGUUAACAUAGGAUUAUCGAUUUUUUCAUUAUCCGUAGGUGACUCGUACGUUGGCAAGACAUCUUUAGUCAGCAAUGGACCUUUUCCCAAAAACUACGAGAUGACACUGGGACUGAAUAUAUCGGUGAAAACGGUGAGAAUCCCGGAUACAAAAUACAAAGUCGAUAUAUUUGUGCACGAUUGUUCGGGGAAAAAAGUCUACGCGGAUCUUCUAGAAAGAAUGUGGACAGACGCGACACUUGUGGUUGUUGCUUACGACGUCACGUCAGAUAGAAGUUUUCGGGCAUCAAAGGACUGGUAUACAAGAUGUAUUAAAGCGAUUCAGGAGCAUCCCAUACUUGGAGCGCUCGUAGCAUGUAAAACGGACUUGGCAGAUCGGCGGACAGUGACCCCAGCCCAAGGAGAGUCAAUGGCCCGUGAGCUUGGCCUAAGAUAUUUUGAGUGUUCGACCAAAGAAGGCGCAAACGUCGAUGCGGCGUUUUUCUAUCUCGCCCACGAAUGGUACAAGCAGUAUAUUGAUAAGGUCGAUUUGUUUGCUACAGCUCAUCUCUAAACUUCAGCAUUAAGCGUCAAAAACUUUCUGUACAGUAAUAAAUUUAAAAAAAUAUGUUAAAAACCUAAAGAAAAUCAGAUAGAUAAAGAUAUAAUUGUGUUCGUUGUUUAGGUCUGCUGUAAAUAGUUUUCUUGUUUUUUCAGUUUUGGUCGAGUAUCGGAGUAAAUUUUUCGAUAUGGCACCGUCGUUAGGCAUUAGUCUCCAUUAGGAACUUUCACUAGGAAAAGAAGUACGCCUACAACUCGAUUCGAAUCUAGACCACCAUUAUGUGUGCACCUUAAGCACUUACUCUAUUUACUAUUAACUAGAAAACAACAUUGUAAAAUAAAUGUAUAUGUCACCAAUACAGGGUACAGUCUUCGUGAGGAAACGUUUAAGAUAUAGAA